Messenger RNA from Acanthopagrus latus (yellowfin seabream), 1892 nucleotides. RefSeq names its product UDP-glucuronosyltransferase 2C1-like. NCBI's taxonomy places the organism in Eukaryota, Metazoa, Chordata, Actinopteri, Spariformes, Sparidae. The coding region runs from base 45 to 1643 and encodes 532 amino acids. The transcript has 6 exons. The record is from RefSeq and is a predicted model, not a curated record. Gene Ontology annotation, molecular function: UDP-glycosyltransferase activity.
AGCGAUCCGGACACAGCGGGAUUUCCCACUGACAAACAGCCACCAUGAAGCUCGGAGAACGUUUCUCUGUUUGCAUCCUGCUGGUACUUUGUGUGACGUGGAGCGCAGAUGGAGGGAAUAUUCUGGUGUGGUACACUGAAGGCAGCCACUGGAUUAACAUGAAGCCUGUGCUGGAGACGCUGGUGGACAGGGGACACCAGGUGACAGUUUUGGUUCCGAGCACAUCAAUGUUCAUGAACAAAAGUGAGUCUUCCCGCUUCAGCUAUGAACCCUUUAACGUCUCUUUCUCAUUGGAGGAAAUGGUGGACUUCUUUAAUGAGUACCUUUACUUCUCCAUGUACGAGAUUGAUCAUAUGAGCUACUUCCAGAUUUACAUGAGAUACAUGGAGCUGAUGACGACUGACUUGCAGUACUCUUUGAAGUACUUGGAUGGUGUGCUGAAAUCAGAGACCACAAUGAAGAGGCUGAAGGAGAGAAAAUAUGACCUUCUCCUGGCUGAUCCCAUUUACCCUGGCAGUGACCUAACUGCAGACAUUUUGGGCCUCCCCCUGGUUUUCUCCCUGCGCUUUUCCAUGGCCCAUAACUGGGAGAGACUGUGUGGUCAGCUACCUGCUCCACCUUCUUUUGUCCCCGGCGCUAUGAGCAAACUGACGGACAAGAUGGACUUCAUGGAGCGAGUAUGGAACUUCCUCUUCUACGCACUGCAGGAUGCUGUGAUAGAUUACAUUUCUUGGAAUGAAUUAGAUAAAUAUUACUCUGAAGUCAAAGGAAAACCCACCAGCGCCUGUGAGAUGAUGGGUAGAGCAGACAUCUGGUUGAUGCGAACCUACUGGGAUUUUGAUUUCCCUCAUCCAUUCCUCCCUAACUUCAAAUUUGUUGGAGGGAUCCACUGCAGACCUGCUAAACCUUUACCAAAGGAUAUGGAAGAGUUUGUGCAAAGCUCUGGAGACGCUGGCAUCGUGGUCUUCACUUUGGGAUCAUUCAUAACGAACAUCACCAUGGAGAAGGCAAACAUGAUCGCAUCAGCACUCGCUCAGAUCCCACAAAAGGUGCUGUGGAGAUACAGCGGAGAAAAACCAGAGACUCUGGGAGCCAACACAAGGCUUUACAACUGGAUCCCUCAGAAUGACCUACUAGGUCAUCCCAAGACCAGAGCUUUCAUCACCCAUGGCGGCACAAAUGGGAUUUAUGAGGCCAUCUACCACGGUGUCCCCAUGGUGGGCAUCCCCAUGUUCGCUGACCAGCCAGACAACAUGGUCCAUAUGAAGGCUAAAGGAGCUGCAAUUAUUACAGACCUAAACUUCAUGACCACUGAGGACCUGAGAGAUGCAAUCAAUACUGUCAUCAAUGACAAAUCGUACAAGGAAAACGCCAUGCGGCUGUCCAGUAUCCAUCACGACAGACCAGUGAGCCCUCUGGAUGAGUCAGUAUUCUGGAUCGAGUUCACCAUGAGAAACAAAGGGGCCCAGCACCUAAGGGUCCAGGCCCAUGAGCUUACCUGGUACCAGUAUCACAGCCUGGAUGUCCUGGUCUUCCUCCUAACCAUGGUUCUGCUCCUCAUAAUCAUCUUCAUCAAGACCUGCAGGUUCUGUUUACGAGUGUGCUGUGGCAGAAGGAGAAAGACAAAGAGAAAGGCUGAAUAACUCACUGAAUUCAAAUGUAGUAGUAAUGAACUGAUGGGUGAAAAAACUAACAGUUUACUGGUUGUCCAAUAUGUCUAAAGCAUGAAAGGUAACCCCAGUGCCCUGGACUGGGAGUUGUGCCUUGGGAUGAAUAAUUAUCACUUCUUUGAAACAGUCAGGGCAAAAAAAAAUGAAAAGACGCAAGUCAGCUUACAGCACCUGAUGUCCUUUGUGUCCUUUUUCUAUCAUCACCAUAAACUUGCAUUCCAA